AUUUUCUAGUGAAUUUAGUUUUCUUUAUAUCGAGGAACGAACAACUAUUAGAUUUGGUGCAUCUCGAUUAAUUCACCAGAUGAUGAAAUCCGUCCGAGCGUACUUGAAUAGUCCAAUGGGUCCUAAAACAACUCACUUUUGGGGUCCUAUGGCCAAUUGGGGAUUUGUAAUCUCUGGAAUGAUGGAUACAAAAAAGACCCCAGACGCAAUAUCUGGCAACAUGACUGCAGUGUUGUGUAUAUAUUCGAUGUUGUGUAUGAGAUUUGCAUGGAUGGUGAGGCCUCGAAAUUAUAUGCUGCUAGCUUGCCAUGCUGCUAAUGAAUCUGUACAACUCUACCAAAUUUCCCGUUGGCUUCGCUAUAGGAACCUCCAACCAAAGGAAAAGGCAGCGGCUUCUGAUUAGUUACUAAAUAGCACGGAUUUAAGUAUUAUUUUUGUAAUAAUUGAUGUAACAUUAAAAUUUGAAGAGAUAAUCAAAAUUCUAAUAUGAUUUUCAAAUAUUUUAAGUUAUUAA
Messenger RNA from Solanum lycopersicum (tomato), 514 nucleotides. Its product is annotated as mitochondrial pyruvate carrier 1-like. Gene Ontology annotation, biological process: pyruvate import into mitochondria. The record is from RefSeq and is a predicted model, not a curated record. Gene Ontology annotation, cellular component: mitochondrial inner membrane. Lineage: Eukaryota; Viridiplantae; Streptophyta; Magnoliopsida; Solanales; Solanaceae.